AUGAACCAUGUGAAAAGUUCUAAAGAAGAUGAAGCCAUAGAAUGUACGGAAAUUACUGAGUUGGAAUAUGAUGACACAGAACUUGUUGAUGAGUUACCAGACCAUAGUUGCCUUGCUGACGAUGAAAUACCAAGAGUUAGGAUGCGGUUUGAGCAUUUGAAGUUGGCCCAGGAUUUUUAUGCGACCUAUGCAAAAAAAGUUGGUUUCAUAAGUAAGAUAAGGGCCACAAAUUUUGAUAGGAUGACAAAGCAACCGAUCAACCAAUCUAUCUAUUGCAAUCGGGAGGGUUUCCGGGAGUCUCGUGUCAAGGCACCCACACAGAAGAACACAAUGGCAGGUGUGGGAUGCAGAGUAAGAAUAUAUGCAAAGUUUGAUAGGAAAAAGCAUGAUUGGGUCUUGUUGAAGGUUGAACUAAAUCACUCACACCUGUGUUCAACUAGGAAGGCGGUGCACUACCACGAGAACAGGGAGUUAACAAUGCAUGUGAAGUGUACCAUUGAGGUUAAUGAUGAGACGGGCAUUCGACCCAACAAGACCUUUCUAGCAUUAGCCAAUGAGGUUGGUGGGCCUUCGAACUUGGGCUUUUCAGAGAAGGACGUCAGGAAUUACAUUUCAUCAAGACUCCGAUCCACAAAUGUCAACGCAGAUGUCAAGGAGAUGCUGAACUACUUCAUGCGAAUAAAGGAGUUGAAUUCGAACUACUUUUACGCAGUGAAUAUAAAUGAGGAUAACAAGUUUACGAGUACAGUUUGGGUGGAUGCAAGGUGUAGGGCAUCUUAUGAAUACUAUGGAGAGGUGAUUUCAUUUGAUACCACAUACAGCACGAAUCGGUAA
Molecule: messenger RNA, 834 nt
Organism: Arachis stenosperma
Lineage: Eukaryota; Viridiplantae; Streptophyta; Magnoliopsida; Fabales; Fabaceae
Product: protein FAR1-RELATED SEQUENCE 5-like
Exons: 3
Coding region: 1-834 (277 amino acids)
Source: RefSeq, a predicted model, not a curated record